Messenger RNA from Spizellomyces punctatus DAOM BR117, 1069 nucleotides. Its product is annotated as ATP synthase complex assembly protein ATP12. The transcript is spliced from 6 exons. Gene Ontology annotation, biological process: mitochondrial proton-transporting ATP synthase complex assembly. Gene Ontology annotation, cellular component: mitochondrion. The record is from RefSeq and is a predicted model, not a curated record. Bases 44 to 922 code for a protein of 292 amino acids. NCBI's taxonomy places the organism in Eukaryota, Fungi, Chytridiomycota, Chytridiomycetes, Spizellomycetales, Spizellomycetaceae.
GUAGGAUCUUGCUACAGACAUUAGCAACCCUAGUUUCGGCAACAUGACCUCCUGUUUGCGCUCUCUCCGCGCUCUCCGGGUGCACCGCAUUCAGCACGCUCACUUGCGCCCCGUUGUGCGCUCUGCCCCUAGUGCUUUCCACAAGCUCUACUCAACUGAGGCCGCGGAGGUUGAGAAUCCGGCAGCAAAGUAUGCCCCAAAAGCCGGGCAACUAGCGAGGUUUUGGAAGAAGGUGGCGAUCAAGCCCGUGGACGAUCAGUUCCACGUCACUUUGGACGGACGAAGCAUGAAGACCCCCGAUGGAAAUCCGUUGGUGAUCCCCGCGAGUAGGAAACUGCUCGCCCUUCUUGUCGCUGGAGAAUGGGAGGGCCAGGCCAAAUUGUUGAAAUCUUACUCUCUGCCAUUGACUUCGAUUAUUGUCCGAUCCAUCGACGGACUUUCCGAUGAAGCAACACGACAAGGUGUAAUUGAUAAUUUGCUUCGAUAUGUGCACACGGACUCGAUUUGCUACUAUCAAGACUACCCCGACUCCUUUGUCAAACUCCAAGAUGAACACUGGCGACCGCUCAUGGCAUGGAUGAAAGAAGAGUAUGGUUUGGACAUUAAGACAACCAAUGGUAUCCUAUCCAUUCGUCAACCGGAAGAGGUGGUAACAAAAUUGCGGUCCAUCUUGGAAGACUUUGACUUGAUCACGCUGGCAGCAUUUGAGAAGGCAGUAUUAAGCAGUAAAUCAUUUAUUGUUGCCUUGGCAUUGGUCCGGAGGAGGAUAACGGUAGAAGACGCCGCCAAGGCCGCCCGCCUGGAAGUAUUGCAUCAAAUUGAUCGAUGGGGAGAAGUGGAAGACAGCCAUGAUGUAGAUAGAGAGGAUCUGACUCGACAGCUUGGAGCCGUUGCAUGCAGCUUGCUGAAAGUGGCCAGCUAAAGGAAAGGGGGUUUGGUGCACAGACGUCUAAUUGGGUUGCUAUAGCGUAGCUGUAUUUGCUUCUGCCAUACCUUUCAUAAUCAUUGUAGAGUAUAUUUAUUGCAACAUGUCAAAGGGGAUGACAUUCCCUCAUAUUAUUUUGUGAAA